AUGUUGUGCUACACUGGUCUCGAAUGUUUCCGCCAACGCGUAGUACUAUCAUUUACUUCAUGCAAACGGAUUGAAAUAUCAUCAGAAAAGCCAUUUCAACCUCAUCAUGAGUCCAUUCUAUCAAUCCUAUCAACUAUAAGCUCUGGCGGCAAAACAAAAUUAUCUAGUUUAGAAGCUGGACAAAAAUUGGAGCUAACUCCAGGCCCAAUAAAAGGAGGCAAUUAUAUAUUCAAGUUACCUGCGUAUAAAGAGCCUUUUUAUUAUCUGGAGCCUUUGAUAUUUUUGGCACCUAUAUCAUCUGGACCCUUUAAGGUUGAAUUAAAGGGGAUAAUAAAUAAAGGAGAGCCAAAUAGAUGGCAAAAUCUAUAUUCAGAUCCAUUCGUUUCAUCUUUAUCGGUAUAUAAUAAGAUUUAUCAAUUGGUUGGAAUAGUUGGGUCUGUCAAAGCAACCAAAAACUAUUCCAUCAUUUUUGAAUGUAUUCCUAAGCGAAAGUUCGAGCCUAUAUCAUAUUUAUCACCUUCUCCAAUAUCAAGAAUUAGAGGAUCGAUUAAGGUUAUAUCAAUAUCACCUGCAAUCGCACACUUAGUAGCAAAUCUAAUAAAGACAUAUUUUUCACGCCUUUCUGACAACGUUUGGAUUGUUGUUGACUGCCAUAAAAGGAAUGAACAAAGGCCUCAACCAUUCUUAGGAUUAAGCAUGAUUGCUGAAAAUAAAUGUGGAGUUACAUUUACAGUUAAUAGGUGCAUAAGUCCCGAAUGUGGGCUAGGGUCGAUUGGCGAAAUUGAAAAAAUCGCCAAUCCAAGAUCAAUCGACAAUAACGUUUCAAUUAAAGAUUUAGCAGAAGAUAUGGGGAUUUCGGCUUCAAAUAGACUUUUAUCUGAAAUAAUAAUUGGAGGAUGGGUUGAUUCUGCGCAUCAGCAUUUACUUUUAUUUUUUAUGGCAUUGGGUGGAGAUCACAAAUUAGGAAAGCUUAUUGUCGGAAAUUUGACAGGAUACAGCGUUGCUUUUUUAAGGCAUUUGUACGAUUUUCUUAAAGUGCCAUUUUCAAUUACCCCAUUCGAAAAUAAAUUUCAAGUAUCGUGUAUAGGAUGUAACUACACUAACAUUUUGUACAAAAUUGAUUAA
Molecule: messenger RNA, 1125 nt
Organism: Babesia microti strain RI
Lineage: Eukaryota; Apicomplexa; Aconoidasida; Piroplasmida; Babesiidae
Product: RCL1, RNA 3'-terminal phosphate cyclase-like protein
Exons: 2
Coding region: 1-1125 (374 amino acids)
Biological process (GO): endonucleolytic cleavage of tricistronic rRNA transcript (SSU-rRNA, 5.8S rRNA, LSU-rRNA)
Cellular component (GO): nucleolus
Molecular function (GO): RNA endonuclease activity
Source: RefSeq, a predicted model, not a curated record